CAUCUUUUAAGAAGCAGGCACUUGAUCUCAUCAACCACCUGUAUAGUUACUGUUCUGCGGGGUCCAAAUUGAGUAGUGUGAUUUACGACUGACCAUUAUCUGCACAAUGAUGUUCCCGAACAUGCAAGCUGUACUGGAAACAAUCCCUUCGCGUUAUCGAGGUCCUGGUGGAGCAGUCGCCAUCAUCAAGGAUGGCGAACUGGCCGGAAAGUAUACCUGGGGAUAUGCGGAUUUGCAGAAACGGAUCCCCAUGACUGCUUCAACACUGAUGCCAAUAUGCUCGAUUACGAAGCAGAUGUUGUGUUUGAUCCUCAAGGAUCUGGAGCGUAACCCCACACCAGCCAUGGUGGAGCGAGGCGAUAUACCUCAGCAACUGUCGGAUGCUUUUCGCCAAUUGGUCUCCCCCGAGCUCAUCGACAACAACGGUCUCCGAAUCGACCACCUCUGCAACAACCAAUCGGGAAUUCGAGACUAUUGGGCCAUGUCGGUGUUCUGGGGCACACAACCGGAAGGGCAAUUCACUCUCGCGGAAGACGCCAGGAAAGCGCUUGACCGGACCAAGUCCCUCCAUUUCCAACCAGGCACACAAUUCUCCUACUGUAACUUCAACUUUCAUAUCCUUGCUCGCAUUGUCGAGCACGUUAGUGGAACGUCUCUUGGAGAACUGCUCUCGGAACGACUCUUUUUGCCCGCUGGGAUGAAAACCGCAACCCUCUGCGCAGACAACGCUAAGUUGCCCCCGCCAUGUGUGGGGUACGAAGGCAACGAAUCUUUUGGCUACAUACCGGCCACCAACCGAACUCAAUGGUCCGGUGACGCCGGCGUUGUGGCCAGCCUGGAGGAUAUGAUCGCGUACGAAUGCUAUCUGGACAAGGCAUGGGCCGAUCGGGAGAGUGUGUAUCGAGAGAUCGCGAAAGAGCCGUUAUUCGAUGACGGUACACCAGCUGGGUAUGGAUAUGGCUUGGAACAUAUAAAGUUUGGGCAGACUACGACAAUCGGCCAUGGCGGGGCCAUUCGUGGAUAUCGCCUGCACCGGACCCAAGUACCAACAGAACGAGUUGCCGUUGUGGCUAUGCUGAAUCACGAAAUAGAUGCCGCAGAGGUAGCUGGACAUAUUCUUCAGCAAGCUCUUGGUCUCCCUGCACAGCAUGGGCUGCUUUCCAUGCCGGCCCCAAACUGGGCGGGAGUUUACUUUGACCCGGAGACACAACUGGUGGUUGAAGUUCGCCUAGGGGGACCAGGAGAAGUCAUCGUUACGUAUACAGGUGAUGAUGAGACACUGAAGCUCACUGAGGAAUUUGAGGCACGGUCGGACCUGGCAACUGCCACGCUUUGUUCCGAUAUCCUCAUACUCCACCGUAAUUACGACAACCGUCACAUCCAGGCUAAACGGAUUAUUGCUGGUCAACAGGCGCCCAAGGGCGACUAUGUCGGCCGAUACCACUGUGCGGAAAUGGACUCCAUAUUUUUUUGCAGCGGAGCCGGUGGUAUGCUGUACGGAUCGUUCAAGGGAUUCCUCGGCCACGGGCCGGCUGAGCUCAUGCGAUACCUGGGAGACGACAUCUGGUUUCUCGUAUGCGCACGAGGCCUAGAUGCGCCAGCACCGGGGAACUGGACAGUUGUAUUUCAACGGGACGUACAGGGCGAGGUGGUCGGUGUUACGUUCGGGUGUUGGUUGGCCAGAAAGAUUACCUUUGUGAAGGACAAAACCCCUUAAGAAAUUGGAUUAGAAUUUGGGAUGCAUAGCUUCAGGAGGGGACGAGGAACAGCGCGGUGAACAGUCCACAGACACUUGCAUUCUUGGAAUAUAGAUACCUCGGCGUAUCAUUAUCUUGGACGGGCUAUCACAGUCCAGACUGGACUGACGAAGAGCGCAACAAAGCUAGAACCAUUGACAUCAUACUACCGCUACCCUCACUCAAAGAGACAGUGCUACAGACAAAAGAUUCGAUCAUAUUAUGAAUCCCAGUGGAGUAAGAGACAAGCCA
Messenger RNA from Aspergillus neoniger CBS 115656, 1988 nucleotides. RefSeq names its product beta-lactamase/transpeptidase-like protein. NCBI's taxonomy places the organism in Eukaryota, Fungi, Ascomycota, Eurotiomycetes, Eurotiales, Aspergillaceae. The coding region runs from base 107 to 1717 and encodes 536 amino acids. The record is from RefSeq and is a predicted model, not a curated record. The transcript is spliced from 2 exons. Gene Ontology annotation, molecular function: aminopeptidase activity.